UUGUGGAUAGUCAUCAUUUUGUUUUCAAGUGUUUCAUCGACAUGUCCAAUAUUAAAUUUACUGUUUUUGUCGUUUGUGUUUCGUGCGCUUGGAUUAUAAACGCAAGAAUCGUGAAACCAUCCUAUGGAGUUGCCAAAUAUCAACCUUACCAACUGCAGCAACAAGAACAGCCCACACAGGAAUACAAAUACGAAGCAAAUCCAGAUCCAGCUCCCGUACAAUUGCAUCAAACAAGCGUGCCAACGUACAAGCAUCACUACGCAGCAACCAAACAUUCAGCUGGAAAUUAUCAUACCAGUGCGAGACACGCUGAUGAAGAAAAUCACGACGAUCACCAUAGUCAUCCAAAAUAUAAAUUUUCAUACCAUGUCGAAGAACACAAAACUGGUGAUUACAAGCGACAUGAAGAAGAGCGUGACGGGGACGUCGUGCACGGCGAGUAUUCUUUGAUCGAAGCCGAUGGUAGUCUGCGGACCAUUAAGUACACUGUUGAUAAAGAGAAUGGGUUUCAAGCGAUUGUGGUUAAAGGAGAUGCUAAGAAGGCCAGAAAGUGA
This is a messenger RNA of Dalotia coriaria, 554 nucleotides long. RefSeq lists its product as uncharacterized. Lineage: Eukaryota; Metazoa; Arthropoda; Insecta; Coleoptera; Staphylinidae. The transcript is spliced from 3 exons. Bases 42 to 554 code for a protein of 170 amino acids. Gene Ontology annotation, cellular component: extracellular matrix. The record is from RefSeq and is a predicted model, not a curated record.